AUGCUCGCCUCCUUAUAUCAUACGAUUAAGCAGGAAUACGUGGACCACCUGGAGCUAGCGAUCUGGACGAGCAAGAUCGGAACAUACCGAGACGCUCUCGAGAUCUUCAACAAUUGUCUAAGCCCUGUCAUUGAGGUUCCAGUUGUGCUCAUUGAGCUCUCUUACCUACAUUACCAAAAUUUCCGUUACAAAGAUCUUUGCAACCUGCUGGAACUGAGGCUUGAACGGUGGAAGCAGGACGAUCCGACCAAGCUAGACGAACCGGAAUGGCGACUUCUCGCGCUGAUCUACAGCGUUGGUGCAAAUCGAUGCAGAGGUUGGAUGGAACCCGGUGUUAUUGAGCUUCGACGCACUCAACAAUGGCUCGUAGAACUUCCAAUUUCGGAGUAUACUGAACUUCAUGUCCACAUUGCCUGGCGGUAUGUAAUAGCGUACCUCAUGACGAGACUUCAGACUGAGCUCGAGGGCAACCUCAACGAUUAUCACAAGAUCCCGCUUCCCAACGAGCCGACCUCCACCAUUGAAUGGAAAGGCCUCGGCGAUCUUCGGCGCGAGCUAGUGAAGCAAUGCAGGUGGAAAGAAGCUUAUGCUAUCUUUAAACCCGAGCUCAAUCGAACGCCUCUGAAGCAGCGUCGCGUCGUUGCAGAAGGCUUCCUUCGAGAUUUGGACAAAUGUUCAGACCCGAACAGGAACUUCAUGAUCAGCGGUGUCCGAUUACAGUUGGCGAAGGCAAUGGUUGAAGUGCACGACCUCGCCUUAGCUAAAGAUGACAUUGGAUUCAGCAUCACAACACUGGAUCAGUGGUGUGUCGAUGUAGGCCUCGACAAGAGCGCGAGCGUUCCCCUGCGCUUCGAGAUCGAGCAGGUGCAGCUCGGUUUCAUAUCUGAUCACGAAGAGAGAUUGCGCACAGCCGUGAACCUAGUAGACCGUAUGUCAGACUUCGGCCACUCAAACGAGUCCAGCUGCCUAGACUUCGCUGCAGAAACAGCGAACAAGGCUGCAGAGCUCACCGGAAACCUCGACUAUCGAAAACAGUGUCUAGCGCUCCGCGAGCGUCUAGAGCGCUACAACGAGGACGUGACGGGCGAUAUCUGCGACCUUUCAACCCAUGCGUACGAAAGUCACAGCAUUGCGCAGCACAACCAUGUCGAUGCACGCAAGGCAAUCGAGUGGAUCGAUGGCUUCAUGGCGAAGUAUCCCGACUUCAAAGCACCACGGGUCAUGGCAUCACUGUGGAAUAGAAAAGCAAUUCUUCUGCACACACUGCGGGACCUAGAAGCCGCGGAGGAAGCUGCAGCUGAAGCGCUCGAAUGGGAAACUCUGACGGGAAGUUGGAAGGGUGUUAUCGUGCUGAAUAGCAGCAAUGUGGUGGCUCCGGGAGAUGGCGCUGUUGGGGAAGCUCCUUACGACUCGGAGGAGGAUAAUGAUGACGAGGACGGGUUCCUCAGUGGCUGGACCACCGUCUAUGGAGACGAAAGACCUACUGUGGUCAUCAGCAAGAUGAUCGAAUUUGCUUUGCAAGAUGUUGCGGCUGGCCGACUGUCGGUACCAGAAGUGUGCUUGGUGUUCGAUAUCCGCGAUGAUAUCGAAGAGGGCGCGCUCGAGGAUACAUUGACAUGGCUCAAAGAUAAGGACCAGAAACAACUAUUCGCACGUCUGUGGUUGCCGGCAAAGGCUACUGAGGAGGAGGAGAAGAAUGAGGAGAACGAGAAGACUGAAGAGAAGGAGAAGACUGAGGAGAGCAAGAAAGAGGGAGAACAAACAGACGAAGAAGAAUCGCACGAGGUCCGCUACGAAUUCGCCCGCAAGUGGCUUCAACAGCUCGUUCGAGGCUCGCGCGACCGCCGUCUUAUGUGUCUCCUUCGAUUCCUUGACUUCCGCAAGGAGAUGGCAUCGGAUGCAGGCCUGAAAGACGUGUCCAUUCGCGACUGCGAGAACAUGCUGAGCCUCUGGGAGUCGCUGCCACGCAUGCUGAAGGAAUUCACGACCUCCUGGUCGUAUGCGUGGCAUGCGGCCAUAGCCUGGAACUACUGGUCCAAGUUCCUCAGUGGCGGUCAAUGGACACUGUUCGACAACUAUGGGUACCUCAUGAAGAUCGACAAUACGUGCGACAUAGCAAUCGAGGGCUACAGGAAGACAAACCAAGUUACGGGGCUGGCCAACAUUCAGCGGCUUCAGGCUCAAGUUGCAUUACUUGUUCUCAGGAGGCUCUGCAUAUACAGAACGCUCUUUGCUCAGAAAGAGAGAAGUGCCUUUGAGGAGCGCGUUCUUGAGAUGUCUAAGGAGCAAUUCGGCGAGAUUGAAAACGCCGAAAAUGCGAUCCCGGUUGUAAGAGAAAUGGGGCUCAAACUGCUCACCGAGAUCGAUGAAAUAUACUCCAGCACCGAGCGGGAAGCGUGUUGGGAAGACGGUCUCGAGGGCAUCCAGAAACGUACCGAGUUGAGUCGCAUGCAAAUGAGUUACACCACAACGCGCUAUGCCAUACGACAUUGGGUAGACGGCGUGGAUGAGUUCUCAGAGGAAGCCAGAAUCGCCAUUUGGGAUCUAACGCAAAAGUACAAAGCGCGAUUGCUAUCCCUUGCGAUUGGAAUGUACCGUACCAAUCCACCGAGUCUUAUACAACGGAUACAAUCUUCUGAUGAAGUCUCAAUGUAUCAAGACAUGGUCGACCUACAAACUAAGAUUGAUGAAGCAAAACCGAAAGAUCGCUUCUACCUGCGCCUACGCCUGGAUGAGCAUCGAAAGAAAAUUAAAGAGUACCCUCUGCUAAGGCAGCUCAUCGAGCUUCGAGAAGGCACGCCACUUUCGCUUGACAGUCUCGAGAACCUCACCAGCCAGUUAGAGGAUGAUAUUGUUUUGGUGGAUUGGAUCUAUCUUGAUCCAUUGUUCGAUCGUGGCAAGCUCCUGAUGUUGACUGUUCGGGAAGGGGAGAUUCCAACUGUUGAUGAGAUCCCGGUCGAUGUGGGCGCUAUUGAGAAAUGGAAGAAAGACUACCUUACCGCGUCGGAGUGGCCCAAGGGCAUGGAUCCCCCGUUAGCCGGUACGCGUGUGAGACUUGAGUUCAACCAGGUGUGUGGCGCGGUUGUCCAGCCACUGGCGAAGAGAACGAAACCGGACGACAUCCUCGUACUCUGCCCCACAGAAUUUCUGAACGGUCUGCCAAUACAUGCACUUAGCCUCGAAGACGAAGCCCUUCUCUGGCGCAAUCCUUGUGUGUACGUCCAUAGCCACUCCUUGUUGAGAUCUUGCUCCUCGGCGGCACGAUACGCACUGGAUAGCGCCACCCCUAUCAACGCAAAAUUCAUCUCUGGAAUUGCUGCCGGGUUUGGCGAGGCUGCUGACACCUUCACUAAAGGCCGUGACAGCAUUGGAGAACUGGCGAAGCAACUCCAGGGUACCGCCAUGAUUGAUGGGUCCGCUACCAAGUCCGACUUCUUGAAGCAUGCAAAAGAAUCGCGCCUCAUCCACAUUCAGACGCACUGCUCGUGGGACAGUAGCAGUCCGCUCGACCACCGCAUCGAAUUCGCCGCGCAGGGAGAGGACGGUGCCACGGAAGACAAGUUGACAGCUCGAGAGGUCUUUGGAUUGCGUCUCCAGCAAGGGGCACACCUCAACGUCAUCGCUUGUUCAGGUGCAAUGACAGUUACCAAAGCUGGCGAUGAGGUCAUGGGCCUUGUUCCAGCCAUGUUGUAUUCUGGUGCUAGUUCGGUGGUCUCUACGUUGUGGCCCACUCAUGAUGGUGUCGGCGCUCUCUUCUCUAGAAUGUUCUUUGACAACUUUGUUGAGCAGCGCGACAGGGGGAGUACGAAGUGGGUAAACAUGGCCAGGGCGGUGCAGGAAGGCGUCAUGGAGCUGGAUCCGGAUCAGAAAGAUGGGUUGUUGACGUGGGCUUCAAUUGUGCUGAAUGGCUACUGGAUGUUUGCCAUUUGA
Messenger RNA from Didymosphaeria variabile, 3930 nucleotides. RefSeq lists its product as uncharacterized. Bases 1 to 3930 code for a protein of 1309 amino acids. NCBI's taxonomy places the organism in Eukaryota, Fungi, Ascomycota, Dothideomycetes, Pleosporales, Didymosphaeriaceae. The transcript is spliced from 2 exons. The record is from RefSeq and is a predicted model, not a curated record.